Molecule: messenger RNA, 1278 nt
Organism: Phytomonas sp. EM1
Lineage: Eukaryota; Euglenozoa; Kinetoplastea; Trypanosomatida; Trypanosomatidae
Source: the annotation of a GenBank genome assembly
AUGCGAGCGUUUCUGGAGAUGGACGCGGCCAUCAAGACGAGCGCACGUGGGUUCGGUCUCGUGCUUCUGACUACCAUAGACGUCUCUGGGUCAACCUCUUUCAUAACGCAAAUCGAUCAGACGGGUGCGGAGCAGUAUGUUCCUGGUAGAGCACGAGCAGAACUUAUCAAUACACGUGAUGAAAGCAUCAGAAACCUAUCGCCUGGCUUUAACGGGGCACCCGAUUUCUUUCAGCGAACGGGACUAAUCCCUGGGUCCGCAUAUCAAGUUCUGUCCGUAGCUGAAAACCCCAAGGGUGGACUAAUGGUGCUCGUGCGAGACUGGCAACGACGAUCUCAAGAUGCAGCACUAUGCACGGAACAAGCUCCUUGUAUCUUGGAUCACAAUAGGAGAGCAGAAUCUGAGAAUGCCAAGCAGUUCGAGAUGGCUGCAAUGUUGAAGCCGGACGACGACUCUUGUAUUUGGCUUAAAUACGAGGAUGAGGUCCUGCAAUUCUUUCAGUGGUGCCAUGUCUGCUUCGACUGUCGCUGCUAUCAUGACGUGCGGGUCAUUAUUCCCUUUAAAGGAAGCCCGGUUGCUGCGCCCUUGUUUUUUUUUCGCGUGCGCAUAUUGCCAACCACACAUGGCAAUCCUGCACGACUAUGGAUCGGCCUUCAUCAGCCACUGGAUGAGAGUUUAGAGAAGUAUGGGCUUAAGCUGACCCUCAUCGUCGAGGAUGAUGUCUGGCGAGAGCCAGACAUGACAUUCGAAGACGUCGCAUCGAUACCGUGCGCGUGCGGUUCCUACUCCAUUCUCGCUGAGUCCUACGGUGGCGUGUAUGAAAGCCUCCCUGUGGUGUGGAUGUACAUGGAGCUUAGAACCCAUGAAACGCUGCCUGUGGUUUUUUAUAUCCUACCACAUCUGCGGCAAGCCGACCGGGGUCCGCUCCAUAAUGGGUACGGUGCUCAGGGUAAGGGUGGUGUGAAUGAAGCUUUUGAUACGCUGGAUGCAACCGUGGCGCUCCUUGCGGAUGAUCGUGAGAGCCUCGCAGUAGAGCUUCUCCACGUUCCAGACGGGUUGGACGGCGAGCUUUACCGCGGUCGUCUCGAUCGGCUGGAUUGGUCUUCGUGUAAGCCAGUGUUGUUGUCUUCGCUGCGGAAGCCGAAGAGCGCAGAUGACGUGAAAGAGGGCUCUAGCGCUGCUGAAGUUGACAUCAAUUCCAGCAUGGAAUGCUCUUCCACACACAAGGAGUCUUGUUGCCAGCUUAAUGGCAGAUGGGUAGGUGAUUUUUCUUGGUAG